Molecule: messenger RNA, 396 nt
Organism: Apaloderma vittatum (bar-tailed trogon)
Lineage: Eukaryota; Metazoa; Chordata; Aves; Trogoniformes; Trogonidae
Product: olfactory receptor 14I1-like
Exons: 1
Biological process (GO): G protein-coupled receptor signaling pathway
Cellular component (GO): membrane
Molecular function (GO): olfactory receptor activity; G protein-coupled receptor activity
Source: RefSeq, a predicted model, not a curated record
ACACGCGGCAGCUGCAGCUCUUGCACUUCUGCCUCUUCCUGGCCAUCUACCUGGCUGCCCUCCUGGGCAACGGCCUCAUCUUCACCACCAUCGCCUGCGACCACCAUCUCCACACCCCCAUGUACUUCUUCCUCCUCAACCUCCCAGUUCUGGACCUGGGCUCCAUCUCCACCACUGUCCCCAAAGACAUGACCAAUGCCCUCUGGGACAACAGGAGCAUCUCCUACCUGGGAUGUGUUGUUCAACUCUUUUUCUUUCUCUUCUGGAUUGGAGCGGAGUAUUUUCUUCUCACCAUCAUGGCCUAUGACCGCUACUUAGCCAUCUGCCAACCCCUGCACUACGGGACCCUCCUGGACACCAGAGCUUGUGCCCACAUGGCAGCAGCUGCCUGGGCCA